AUGGGACCCCUGCACAUGUUCUGUGACAUCACAACCAUGGACCCAACCUUCAUUCAGGCUCACUAGAGCAUUCCAUUGCCAGGCAAGAGAAUGGAGCACAGACAGCAAGGAUGGCAGAGUCCUCCAAGAUGACUGCAGUGGGUCAUCCUGUAUUUAGCAACAGAAAUGACCUAAGAGUUUGGAAUGUACAUUCACAUUCAUUAGAUCCACGUAGCAACGAGGACUGCACAAUCAUAGUGUUGUCAUAUCUAUUACAUGCAUGAGGAAAUUAAGGCUCACUGAAAAAAUGACUCACCCAAAAUCACCCAAAUAUUAAGGGGCAGAAAAGGACUCUUGGUUAACUUUUACUUUAAAAUAUGAUAUUUUCCCACUAUUCCACGUGGUCUUUCUAUCAGAAGAGUAGUUUGCAUAGGAUGAGGGUCAGAACAGAUGCACCAGCCAGGAUUCUCAAGUCAUGGGCGUGAACAUGCUGCUCUACAUGAAGCAUGGGUCUGCCAGAAAAUAAACAUGGGGAGGAGCACAGGGUGAGGGUGGGCAAGGGCACAGGCUCUGUGAGACACAGAGGCAGAGACAGAGAUAGGCAGAGACAGACAGAGAAAAAGAGAAAGAGACAAAGACAGAAACCGAAGGGUAGAGAGAGAGAGAGAGAGAUAGACACUGAGAUAGAUGAAGAGAGUGGAGAGAGAGAAAGAGCAGGGUGCCUGCACCCAGCAGAACCCAUUCACACCCUCUCUUCAUCCUCCCCUGGUUUCCCCCCUUUUCUAACCUUUGCCCUCUUGUACCACCAGGCUGAAACGCCCUCUUCUCUCAUUUUACACCUUUCUGUACUCUUUUUUUUUUUUUUUUUUGAGACAGAGUCUCACUUUAUAGCCCAGGCUGGAGUGGUUUGGCACAAUCUUGGCUCACUGCAACCUCUGACUCCCAGGUUCAAGCAAUUCUCCUGCCUCAGCCUUCCAAAUAACUGGGAUUAUAGGUGUGUGCCACCACACUGGGCUAAUUUUGUAUUUUUAGUAGAGACAGGGUUUCUCCAUGUUGGUCAGGCUGGUCUCAAACUCCCAACCUCAGGUGAUCCACCCACCUCGGCCUCCCAAAGUGCUGGGAUUACAGGCAUGAGCCACUGUGUCUAGCUCCUUUCUGCACCCUUGGACAGAAAUAAAAGGUUGUUAGCCGCUCAUCUCCUAUCUCAUUGCUUGUCGGAAGGAGUUAGAGUCUGCAGAGAAGCCACAGUGUGGCAGGGAAUCUAGAAUCCCAAAUAACAGAUGUGGAAGAAUCCUGCCUCAGGACCUGGAUGCGCCUCCUGCCCACAAGGCUGGCGAGCACAGGUCUGUUGGCAGCAACUGGCUGUGGGUAGUCACCCCCAACCGCUUCUUGGGCAGAGAUGGAUGGAAGGUUGUAGGUUAGGGAGACAGAAUGAAGGCCUUUCUUCGGAAGCCAGAAACAGAGGCAUAGGCCAUGAGAUGCAGGAUGGAUGCUGACAGGUAAGAGGAGAGUUUAGUCACUCCUGCACUCUCAUAACCAGUUCACGCUGCUCCUGCUCAUCCAUGCAUACCAGACCUGAACGAAACACCACAUGCAGAUCCAAGGACACUGGAGACAGGCACCCCUUCUGCAAGAGGGAAUUUCAGAAAGGGAAAUACACAAGGAGGUGCUUUCCCACAGAGGUUACUGGUGUUGGGAGAUGUGCCCACGAGGAUGCUCUCUUGCAUAUGGCACACACCGUCAUCUCACACACUUUCUUCCCCAUGGUCCAAGCCAGAAGACGAGGGACUGGAGAGUGGUACAGGAAGUCACUUGAAGAAUAAGAGGUCAGGCUGCUUUGGUGUGAAAGUUUCUGGGACCUGAUGGUGUAGUUCGGUGCCCCCAACCCAGUUCUCCCGCUGCCUGGAGAUAUUACUGACGAGACAUCAGUGGCGGGGAAGCUGGAGAGUUUGCAGGCGUCCUCACUGCCUCAUGCUGAGAGAGGUGUGAAAAGAAAGGAGAGAAAAGAAAAAAUAGAAUGAUGAUGUCGAAUACCACAAAAGGAAGAAACAGUUGGAAGAGAAGGCGAGGAGAGACUCCAAACCUCUGGUCUACCAGCUGGGAUGGCGGGGGACAGCUUGGUCCUCACCCUUCCCAUGGGGGAGGACAAGGUGUUUCUGUCUGUCCUGACAAUCUCUGGAGCAGAUCUCUCUUUCUUACAACAAAAGAAGGGGGCAGUCCCCACUCCUCAAGACCCCCAGAGGGAGGAGGCCAGUGUGAGAACAAGCCAAAAGGUUCCUAAGAAGCAACAAGGUCUGGAGAGUGGUUUGGAGCUGAGAUUCCACCUUCAAAAUUUGUUCCAAUCUCACCGCUAACCGUGAGGUUUGGAGCCAGCACAUCCACGAAUUCUCACACAGAGAAUUCUUCCUUGUUCCCAUUUACCUAUAGGUCUAUUGAGUGAAUGCAAUUCAAUAAUAUUGAUGUACAUCUUUGAAAACAACAAGAACAUAUACAACACGAGCUACAAUAUACAGCAGUCCCCUCUUAUCCUCAGGGGACACAUUCCAACAUCCUCCAGUGGAGGCCAGGAACUGUGGAACUAUGGAACUGUGGAUAGGACUAAAUCCUGUAUAUACUGUCUUUCUUUCUACACAUACAUACAUACAUGUGAUGAAGUUUAAUUUGCAAAUUAGGCACAGUUAAGAGUUUAGGCCAGGUGCGGUGGCUCACAUCUGUAAUCCCAGCACUUUGGGAGGCUAAGGCAGGUGGAUCACCUGAGGUCAGGGGUUUGAGACCAGCCUGACCAACAUGGUGAAACCCUGUCUCUAUUAAAAAUACAAAAAUUAGCCAGGCGUGGUAGUGGGCAUCUGUAAUCUCAGCUACUCAGGAGGCAGAGGCAGGAGAAUAGUAUUGAGCCUGGGAGCCGGAGGUUGCAGUGAGCCAAGAUUGUGCCAUUGCACUCCAGUCUGGGUGAUAAAAGUGAAACUCUAUCUGAAAAAAAGAAGAGUUUAACAACAAUAAAGAAGAUAGAAAAUUAUGAUAAAUAUCCUGUAAUAAAGGUUAUGUGAAUGUUCUCUUUCUCUCUCUCUCUCGAAAUAUGUUAUGGCACUGCACUCAUCUAUUUUCCAACUGUGGCUGACUUUAGGUAACUGAACACUCAGAGAGUGAAACUGUGGGUAAGGGAAACUACUUAAUAAAAUACCGCAACAUUACUCACUCCUCUUGGUCUUUCAUUCCUGAAUAGUCCCAAACAUAGAAUCACGAUAUCUUUGUCAUCUACCUUUGCUCAGUUUCUGCUGUUCAACGUCUAUAGAAACUUGGGGACCUCGGGACUCCUCUUACUUUUAUCUCCAGGUAUAGGAGAACCUGCUCAGGCACACUCCAGGAAGCUGGCCAGUCAAGGUCAUGAGGACUUCUCACAGGGAGCGGUUGGUCUGGGAAGGGGUGGGGGGCCAGGAACCCUGGAGAUGACCACGAAACACAUAAAUGGGAAGCUCUGAGAAGCAGCCCGGGAGUCUCUUGGGCCCACUUGUGGAAGGAGGAUCAGCAGUGAUUGCAUGCUUGUGACACAUGCUUUCCAGAUGCUCCCAUGAGACAGCAUAGCUGUUACCCCAGUUUCACAGGUUAGGAACUGAGGCUCAGAAAGCUUACCUAACUGUAAGGGAUAAGACUCAGGAUUUGAACCAGGCUUUGCCUGAUUCUUGAGCUGAAGGUCUUUACUUCCUCCUCUCCUUCAUCCAAUGAUCUGCCCACCUUGAUUGUGGACCUGCCUUCCAUCCCUUUUCCUUUUCCAAGCUCUUUUGCCCCACCCCUCAACUUCUCAGGUCUCAGCAGUCCCAGUCCACAGUGAGGAACCUUCCCCUCCUCCUUUUCUCCUCCUGGGUGGUUCUGUGGCCCUGGGGCUCCGCUCUGCAAACAGCUCCUCCCUCUCCAGGAAAAGCACUUCUCCCCAGGCAGGAUGGUCAGUCUCCUCAGCGCACCUGCAUGCACACACAGCACAUCACAACCACACACUGCACCCACACACCCACAGACACACACUGUGCAUGCACACACCUCACAACCCACAUACUGCAUGCACUCGUGCACACACACACACACACACACACACACACACACAAGCUGCAUGCUGCAUAUACAAGUCACACAGGAGAUAAACUCCUGUCCCAGCUCCAAACAGACCCCAUCUCUUGUUCAACUGCUGUCAUCCUAGACCUGUUUCUUUUGCCACAUUUCUAUAAUCUGCCAGUGCCUGCAAAGAGAAGACAUGGGAGGUUUUCUACCUAAAGCAGAAGGGCCCAGGAGCCAACUCCAGAAACUUCUGUCUUCCUUUCUGGUCAGAGAAGAAGACUGGGACCAGCACCUGGACAAGCUUCACAUGCUACAGCAGAAGAGGAUUCUAGAGUCUCCACUGCUUCGAGCAGCCAAGGAAAAUGACCUGUCUGUUCUUAGGCAACUUCUACUGGACCGCACCUGUGACCUUCGACAAAGAGGAGCCCUGGGGGAGACGGCUCUGCACAUAGCAGCCCUCUAUGACAACUUGGAGGUGGCCUUGGUGCUGAUGGAGGCUGCCCCAGAGCUGGUCUUUGAGCCCACCACAUGUGAGGCUUUUGCAGGUCAGACUGUACUACACAUCGCUGUUGUGAACCAGAACGUGAACCUGGUCCGAGCCCUGCUCUCCCGCAGGGCCAGUGUCUCUGCCAGAGCCACAGGCACUGCCUUCCGCUAUAGUCCCCGCAACCUCAUCUACUUUGGGGAGCACCCUUUGUCCUUUGCUGCCUGUGUGAACAGUGAGGAGAUCGUGCGGCUGCUCAUUGAGCAUGGAGCCGACAUCCGGGCCCAGGACUCCCUGGGAAACACAGUGUUACACAUCCUCAUCCUCCAGCCCAACAAAACCUUUGCCUGCCAGAUGUACAACCUGCUGCUGUCCUAUGAUGGACAUGGGGACCACCUGCAGCCCCUGGACCUCGUGCCCAAUCAUCAGGGUCUCACCCCCUUCAAGCUGGCUGGAGUGGAGGGUAACACUGUGAUGUUCCAGCACCUGAUGCAGAAGCGGAAGCACAUCCAGUGGUCAUAUGGACCUCUGACCUCCAUUCUCUAUGACCUCACGGAGAUUGACUCCUGGGGAGAGGAGCUGUCCUUCCUAGAGCUUGUGGUCUCCUCGGAUAAACGAGAGGCUCGUCAGAUUCUGGAACAGACCCCAGUGAAGGAGCUGGUGAACUUCAAGUGGAGCAAGUACGGGCGGCCAUACUUCUGCGUCCUGGCUGCCUUGUACCUGCUCUACAUGAUCUGCUUCACCAUGUGCUGCGUCUACCGCCCCCUUAAGUUCUAUGGUGGCAACCGCACUAAUUCUCGAGACAUCACUAUCCUCCAGCAAAAACUACUACAGGAGGCCUACAAGACACGUGAAGAUAUCAUCAGGCUGGUGGGGGAGCUGGUGAGCAUCAUCGGGGCUGUGAUCAUCCUGCUCCUAGAGAUCCCAGACAUCUUCAGGGUUGGUGCAUCUCGAUACUUUGGACAGACGAUUCUUGGGGGGCCAUUCCAUGUCAUCAUCAUCACCUAUGCCGCCCUGGUGCUGGUGACCAUGGUGAUGCGGCUCACCAACACCAAUGGGGAGGUGGUGCCCAUGUCCUUUGCCCUGGUGCUGGGCUGGUGCAGUGUCAUGUAUUUCGCCCGAGGAUUCCAGAUGCUGGGCCCCUUCACCAUCAUGAUCCAGAAGAUGAUUUUUGGAGACCUAAUGCGUUUCUGCUGGCUGAUGGCUGUGGUCAUCUUGGGAUUUGCCUCCGCGUUCUAUAUCAUUUUCCAGACAGAGGACCCAACCAGUCUGGGGGAAUUCUAUGACUACCCCAUGGCACUGUUCAGCACCUUCGAGCUUUUUCUCACCGUUAUUGAUGCACCUGCCAACUACAAUGUGGACUUGCCCUUCAUGUUCAGCAUUGUCAAUUUCGCCUUCGCCAUCAUUGCCACACUGCUCAUGCUCAACCUGUUCAUCGCCAUGAUGGGUGACACCCACUGGAGGGUGGCCCAGGAGAGGGAUGAGCUCUGGAGGGCCCAGGUCGUGGCCACCACAGUGAUGCUGGAGCGAAAGCUGCCUCGCUGCCUGUGGCCUCGCUCCGGGAUCUGCGGGUGCGAGUACGGGAUGGGGGACCGCUGGUUCCUGCGGGUUGAGAACCACAAUGAUCAGAAUCCUCUGCGAGUGCUUCGCUAUGUGGAAGCAUUCAAGAACUCAGACAAGGAGGAUGACCAAGAGCAUCUUUCUGAGAAACAGCCUUCUGGGGCUGAGAAUGAGACUCAAGCCAGAGCCUCCCUGGCCUUCCCAAAUUCCUCCCUAUCCCGGACCACGUCCCAGAGCAGUAGUCACCGAGGCUGGGAGAUCCUUCGUCGAAACACCCUGGGGCACUUGAAUCUUGGACUGAACCUUAGUGAGGAGGACGGAGAGGAGGUCUACCAUUUCUGAUUAGCAUCGCUGUCACUCUUGACCUUACUCCCAGUUGGCCUGGGGGUGGGGACAGAAACAGAGACAUCUGUCUAUGCAAGUGUCUAACUUCUGUGCCUAUUAAUCAUGGGAAGAUGGGACAGGACAAGCCGUAAAGGGCCAUGUCUCACACUUCACAUCACAAUUUCUGGCAAUGGACAACGGUCAUCUAUUGUCUUACAUAUUUUCUGGGUUCUUGGAAGUCCCACAUCUCAGGAAAAAGGAAGUUGGCAACUAAAGACAUGUGGUAGGGAUGCUAGAUUAAUGUCAGGACCAUUUCUCUUCUUCCCCACACAGUCCCUAGAAAGUAGUAAGCUGUGUCCAGGUGUGGCGGGUCAUGCCUGUAAUCCCAGCACUUUCGGAGGCAAAGGCAGGUGGAUCAUGAGGUCAGGAGUUUAAAACAAGCCUGGCCAAGAUAGUGAAACCCUGUCUCUACUAAAAAUACACACACACACAAAAUUUAGCCAGUCCUGGUGGUGGGUGCCUAUAAUCCCAGCUUCUCAAGAGGGUGAGGCAGAGAAUUGCUUGAACCCGAGAGGCAGAUGUUACAGUGAGCCAAGAUUGCCCCACUGCACUACAGUCUGGGAGACAGAGCAAGACUCCAGCUUAAAAAAAAAUUAAAAAGUAAGCUAUGAGGCUUUUCUGGCUCCUCAGGGCUCCAUGUGGGGAGGGCCAGACAUGGCUUAGAGGUUGUGGCCCUUCUUUUUUUUCCUCUCCCGUUGGACUGUCUCCCCACUGAGCACCCAAACAGCAACUACAAUGAGAAAAUGUCCUUAUUCUUGCCUUCUUUAAUUUUUUAUUGAGGCACAUGUCACAUAAAAUUUACUGUGUUACCUGUUUUAGAUGCACAAUUAAGUGGCAUUAAGUACAUUCACAUUGUUGUGUAAUCAUCACACCAUUAUUCAUUUAUGAAACUUUUUCAUCACUCCGAACUGAAACUCUAAGCUCCAUUGAACAGUAACUCUCCAGCUCUCUCCCUGCCCCAGCUCCUGAUAACCAAUAUUCUACUUUCUGUCUACAAAUUUAACUGUUCUAGGUACCUUAUACAAGUGGGAUUCUGCAAUCUUAGUCCACAAUCUGCCAAAUUUUGUUUAUCCAUCUACGAAUGGACAUUUGAGUUUUUUCCACCUUUUGGCUGUUGUGAAUAAUGCUGCUGUGAACCUGAUGUACAGAUAUCUGUUACUUUGGGCAUACACCUAAAAAUGGAAUUGCUAGAUAAUUCUUGUUUAAUUUUAUGAGGAACUGCCCUACUGUUUUUCACAGUAGCUUUUACCAUUUUACAUUCCCUUCUAAUGAGUGUGAAGUGGUUUCACAUGUAGUUUUGAUUUGCCUUUCCCUAACCACUAAUGAUAGAUACUGAACGUGUUUGUAGGUACCUACUUAUUAGACAUUUAUAUAUCUUCUUUGGAGAAAUGUCUCUUUGGUUUAUUUUUCCAUUUUUGACUUAGGUUUUUUUUUGUUGCUGUUGUUGUUGAAUUGCCCUAUCUUUGCUUCUUGAGGCUCAAAGUGUGAAGUGUUUGCAUCUUGCUGUGUUUUUAAGUAUGUACGGCAAAUUAUGCCUAUAUUUGAAUGGCCUAAUCAUUUAUUUUCUAGGACCCUCCUACUCUGUCCCUAGCUAAUCAUCCUUGUGUCUGGGGGCAACAGGCUCCUGCUUGGACCCCUGACAUAGCCAUCCUCCAUUCCCAUCUCCUUCUGCCCCACACUGAGCUGUGAAAGGACCAGCAACAAUAGAGGAAGGGUCAUCCCUCUCCAGGAGGGAAAUUAGGAAUCAGGGGUCCAGGGCACCCAUUAUAGGUGCUCAUGGGUAAUCUCUCUUGUGUCUGCAGCACUGUACUUCUAAUUCUAGCUCCUCUCAUCACCCUCACCAAAAAUCCGUGACAGCUUUUCAGAGGACUGUGGUCUGGGAUAGCAGAGAUAUAAGUGGGAUUUGUGAAACCACAGACCGUUCAUUCAGAUACCACCAGCUCAGGGCUGAGUGCCCAACAGUGACGGAUCACACAAUGUGUUAUACACAUGCUCACACACACUGUGUUAUACACAUGCUCACACACACUGUGUAACACACAUGCUCACACACACUGUGUUAUACAUAUGCUCACACACACUGGGACACACUGGUGGCAGGGUAUGUACAACUGCUCAGUUGCCAUCAUUCUUCUUUAUUAUCUUCAUAGUGGAAGCUCUUUAAAACUCUGCUUCUGUAGUCCUUUGUGUUUGUUUUUGUUUUCUGAGACAGUUUUGCUCUGUUGCCCAUGCCGGAGUACAGUGGUGCGAUCACUGCUCACAGCAGCCUUGAUCUCCUGGACACAAGUAAUCUUUUCCCCUCAGCCUUCUAAGUAGGUGGUACUACAUGUGUGCACCACAACACCCAGCUAAUUUUUGUAUUUUUUUUUAAGAGAUGGGGUUUUGCCACGUUGCCCAUGGCUAGUCUUGAAUUCCUGGUCUCAAGCAAUCCACCUGCCUCAUCCUCCCAAAGUGCUGGGAUUAUAGGCAUGAGCCACUGCACUCAGCCCUAUAAUCCUUUUAAUACUUGCUUAACUUGCCUAUAAACUUACAUGUUUUUUGAUUUGAGCCCUUGGCAUACCCCCAGAUAUUGUCCUUUGUCCUGGUCUGUGCAUCUGGUAUGUAAUUAAAAUUUCUUACCACCUAGGUUUUUCACUAAAAAUAAGAGUUACUAAGAGUUAACAUUAUAAAUUAAUGAAUGUAAUUAAAACUGUUAGGUGCAAACAAUGUGUAUUGAAGAGGUAGGAUGUAGUUUUUUUUUUUUUAACAAAUGUUAAAAUAAGUCAUGAGAGUGUGGCUCUUUUAAAAAAAAAGGUGUUUUUUUCAAGUUAGAAGAUUUUUCUUUUUUUGAGAUGGGGUUUCACCACGUUGGUCAGGCUGGUCUCGAACUCCUGACCUCAAGUGAUCCACCCUCCUCGGCCUCCCAAAGUGUUGGGAUUACAAGCAUGAGCCACAGUGCCCAGCCCUAGUUUAGAAGAUUUUAAGGAUUGUUUCAAGUCAACAGAAAGGACAAAACUGAAGUUUUAAGCAAGCUGUAGAAGGUUUUUGGAAGAUUGAUCUUAUAAAAGGAAUUUUGUGUGUGAUCAAGUGUGGCUAAAAUUUUAAGAGAAUUAUUUAGUUUUUAUAUAAAUUGAGCAUUUAUAUAAACAGCACAUUGAUGAAGGGAUCUGAAUCUGAGCACUUGUGGAGGAUAAUAGGAUUUUCUUGGAAUAUUGAUCUGUUCUUUAACAUGAAUUUAUAAAGUUUAUAAAAGUCUUGUGGAAACCUUACCUUAUAAUCAAACUAAUUAAAAUUUGAUAGAUUUGCUUAUAAGAUUCUAUUAAAAUUAGCUUUAGAAUUAAUAAUACAGUAAUAGAAUAAAUAAAAUUUGGUUUUAUCUUUUAAAUAAGAUUUUUAUAUAAUAUUAAGAGAUGUUUUUUUCAUUUACCCUUUGAAUAAACUGCAAAAACAAAAUAAUAAUAAUAAAGAAAAAAAGAAAGAUUCAGUCGACUUGAUGCUGUCUCUAUUAGGUCCUAUUUUUUAGGAAACUAAGCUCUUCUUUAUCAAGGAGUAAAGAUUUCUGCUUUAAAAAAAUUGGUGAGUUAUGACUUUAGCUAAAUGACUUCCUUUGUAAUAAUCUGUAAUCUCAUUUUGUGAUAUCAAGUGCUUUAAACUUUUAAUGUUUGACAGAUUUUCCAAAAUUAAAUUCUAAAUGCAGUCUUUUAACCUCAAACUGACUUUUAAAGGUCCAAGAGAAACAUAUUUGGCUUAGUUGAUACAUUAAAAUCAUACAGGAAGCAUUGCCAAAUAUAAAAUGGUAUUUAACUUUCUUUGGGAUAUAUUUCUAUAAAUGUGCUAUUGCUAUGUGUUCCAAAAUUGUAUAAUAUUCUUAUAAUUUUAAUAUUUCUUGGUAUAUAUUAACAAUAAUCAUUAUAAUUAUUUUAUAUUAGUGUGUGCCACAGAAAUGAUCAGAUUUCCUUGUCAGUUAUAUCUCUGACCGUGGAUAUCUUUUGUCAUUCACAAUUAUUAUUUUACUUUGUUCCUUAUCAAAAUGUUGUUUAUAAUCAGCUAUAGGACUCUGAUGGUGUAUUAGUCCAUUCCCACACUGCUAGGAAGAGGUAGUUGAGACUUAAUAAUUUAUAAAGAAAAUUUAAUUGACUCACAGUUCUGCAUGACUGGGGAGGCCUCAGGAAACUUAGAAUCAUGGCAGAAUCACCUCUUCACAGGGUAGAAGGAAACAGAAUAAGUGCCAAGUAAAAUGGGUAGCCCCUUACCUAACCAGCUAUUGUCCCUGCUGGAGUACAAUGGGCAACUCACUGAGAGAAGGAGUUCUCAUGAGAACUCACUAUCAUGAUAACAACAUGGGAGGAAUAUGUCCCCAUGAUUUAGUUACCUUUCACUGGGUCCAUCCCACCACAUUGUGGGGACUAUGGGAUUACAACUCAAGAUAAAAUUUGGGUGGGGCCACAAAGCCAAACCGUAUCAGACGGAUACUUUUAAAUGAAGGUUUCUGAUAGCUUUGGAGAUUGUCCCAUUAAAAUAGAGAGAGAGAAAAAAAAAAAAACCUUCAGAGAUCUGAUGUAUUCAUGAGGAUUUUUGACCCAAUAUCAAGUAGAACAAAGGUUAAUUGCAUGAACUGAGCUAAUAGAAGACUAAAAUAAUUUUUUGUGUGACCUUUUUUAUCUGAAACAUUGCUGAUUCUUUUCAGUUUUUGGGUUGUUUACAGCUUUAAAUAAUUGAGUAAAAUACGCUCUUGUGAGCCAAAUUUAAAGCAUAUUUCUUUCUUUCUACCUGAUUUCUCCAAAAUUUGAAAACUAUUUUUCAGUAUUCUUAAUUUAUGACAAUAUCAUUAUUUGUAUGGUUUCAAUAAAAAUCUCCUUUCUUUUGUAACAGGACACAAUUGGAGACUACUAUUUUACUAACGCUUUGACUAGAAUGAAAUAUUUAAAGAGAUAAGCAAACUGUUUUAAGUAAUUGCCAUUGACUUGUAGAGCCAAUAAAAGAUCCUUUAAAAAACUGGCCUUGUCCCUUACCUACACAACUCUUUUACAGGGUUUCCAACCUGUGAUAAGUAAAGAAUGUUAUUUUCUGACAGGCCCAGGAACCCCAAGUUAUCUUGAGACUAAGAAGAGAGGCAUUCACUCAAUUCAUACAGAUAUCUGCAGGUGCAAAUAAAUUGACUAGGCUUGGGGUCUUUAAAAACUCUAAUCUGGCUGGAUACAGUGGCUCACACCUGCAAUCUCAGCCCUUUGGAAGGCCGAGGCAGGUGAUCACCUGAGGACAGGAGUUUGAGACCAGCCUGACCAGCAAGGUGAAACCCCAUCUCUACUAAAAAUACAAAAAUUAGCCAGGCAUAGUGGCAGGCGCCUGUAGUCCCAGCUACUUGGGAGGCUGAGGCAGAAGAAUCGCUUGAACCCAGGUGAUGGAGGUUGCAGUGAGCUGAGAUCAUGCCACUGCGCUCCAGCCUAGGUGACAGAGUGAGACUCCAUCUCAAAAAGAAAAGAAGGCUGGGCGUGGUGGCUCAAGCCUGUAAUCCCAGCACUUUGGGAGGCUGAGGCAGGUGGAUCACGAGGUCAAGAUAUCAAGACCAUCCUGGUCAACAUGGUGAAACCCCGCCUCUACUAAAGAUACAAAAAAUUAGCUGGGCAUGGUGGCGUGUGCCUGUAGUCCCAGCUACUUAGGAGGCUGAGGCAGGAGAAUUGCCUGAACCCAGGAGGUGGAGGUUGU
Callithrix jacchus (white-tufted-ear marmoset) is the source of this 12142-nucleotide messenger RNA. The record is from RefSeq and is a predicted model, not a curated record. Lineage: Eukaryota; Metazoa; Chordata; Mammalia; Primates; Cebidae.